AUGCGGAAUAAGAAAGAUCGCAAAAAUAAUCCGAGCCGAAACGCUGGAGAAGUUGGUGGAGUAGCACAUCAGAGGAACACCUUAGCCGUAAAAGCUGAAGCUGCCAUUGCUGAUCAGCUUCUUCCAGGACGACAUCCAUGCAAGUGUCAAGCACGCAUCCAUCCUCUGGUGAGGAACUGCAUGGGUUGCGGCAAAAUUGUGUGUGUCCAAGAGGGGAGCGGGCCAUGCUUCUUUUGUGGAACCCUCGUUUGCACUAAAGAAGAAAGAGAGAUUCUAGAACGGGGCUCUCGCAAAAGUGCCGAACUCUAUAAUCAGUUGAUGGGAACGAAGAAGGAUGGUCACGCUAAAGAUUUUUCUUUAUCUACAAUCGGUGCGGAAUUUCAAAAAGCCACUCAAUUUCGAAACAAACUUCUUGCAGCGGAUGCGGAUUCGUGA
This is a messenger RNA of Strongylus vulgaris, 435 nucleotides long. The record is from the annotation of a GenBank genome assembly. Lineage: Eukaryota; Metazoa; Nematoda; Chromadorea; Rhabditida; Strongylidae.